GUUUCUAACUUUUGCUCUUCAUCAGGACCAGAAGCAUCAGUCUUAGAGAGUGAAAGUUUCCUGUGUAGGCUGCGUGUCCCUCUUCCUCUCUAGCCCAGGUGAGGCUGGGAUGUGAUCUAUUCCUGCAAGGGAAUCAUGGAAGUCUUUUUCUGGAUACUUUUCUUCUUACCAAUCUCAAAGGCUCUGAAGACCCUUGGAGAAAUAACGUUGUCUGGAGAGCUGGGAGAAUCCAUUGACAUCAGGUGUCCAUUGACGGAACCAUCACAGAGGUAUUAUCUCUGUCGGGAGACUACGCCCAGACUGUGUACCACGGUAGUGUCCACUACACAAUUUGUGGAGUCGGGCUAUAAGGGCAGAGUCUCACUGAAGCUGCUCCCUAAGGAGAAUGUGUUCCUGGUAGAGCUGAAGAAGCUGAAAGAAGAGGACAAUGGCAACUAUGCCUGCGGAAUGGGCAUGAAUACAGAGAAGGGGAAGACCUGGAAAGUGAUUCUCACAGUCACUCCUGCAGCAAGCACUUCAGCACCAACGACCCCGCCAUGGCAAACCCAACCACCCUUGGACCCUUCUCCUACCAGCUCUGUCCUGUCUCAGAGAACUACCUCAGCAGCAGCAGCAGCCACCUCCCAGACCUCCGGAUCCUCUGUGGUCUCACAGACUCUAUACCUAAGGAAACUACUCAGGCCCUCCACUGUCAGUUAUUCUCAUCACACCAGGCUACAGGGUGAAAGUGCCUCCUACUUUGGAUCAUCUGUGAGAAAGGAUGGCGCAUUUCACAUCCUGAUCCCGGCCACCCUGGGCAUUAUCUUGAUGAUGCUUCUAGGAAUGGUGUUGGGAAGAUCAUUGCAGAAGAGGAGAGCUCUUUCUAGGAGGAUCAACAGAUUGACUAUGAGGCUGAGUACUCUGGAGGCCUCCCAGAGAUCUCAUUCCCACCUGCACCGCUCCCACCAGAGGCGCCUCCACUGGCCUGUCUCUAAUAGACUCCGUUGUCAACACAACAUCUACAGUGCUUGGCCACGACAAGUUCAAAGAACCAACCAGAAUGGUGAGCAAAUGCCUGCCAGAGGCCCCAGAAUUGAAGAAGCUUCUACUCCUACCCAGGCUUCUAAUACUGUCCAGGAACCGGUCCUUGUGAAGAAUGAAUACAUGAGCACCUAUCACCUGUGUUGUGCUGAGCCAGAAGACUGUGAUUCACAUGAUUACAUCAAUGUUUCCUGCUUGACUUAGAUGCCCAACUGCCCUCCAGACCUGGGCUUCCAUGCCGACAAGGCUUGCCGCUGAGCUGUCCUCAGAACCGACUCUGCUCUAUUUCUGGCACAUUCUGCAUGCCCACCCCAGCUGUUUUCCCCAGGUGGAGGCAGGGGCUCUGUCUUCCCUGAGCACAGCCCAUUCAUACCCCAAAGCUUCUCCUACUCAUCUCUGAAGGCCACUUUGCUUCCAUGGAGGCUAGCAGUUAAUAAACAUUUAUUAAGUGCCUA
Molecule: messenger RNA, 1475 nt
Organism: Phascolarctos cinereus (koala)
Lineage: Eukaryota; Metazoa; Chordata; Mammalia; Diprotodontia; Phascolarctidae
Gene: FCMR
Product: Fc mu receptor
Cellular component (GO): plasma membrane
Molecular function (GO): transmembrane signaling receptor activity
Source: RefSeq, a predicted model, not a curated record